AUGGUGCUCAAUCCCACCUAUCUAGCGCAGCGGACGCGAUCCUGUAUGUUUAUACCUACCCCGCGCUAUCCUCGGGCAGGCAAUAUCGCCCCGCAAGGUCCCUUAUUCUGUUGUAUAAUCCCGCUAACGAAGAGGGAAAUAGCUGUCAAUUGGCAAGAUGCAAGACGAAGGGUUUUGAAAUCUUACCGGGAAUGGCUGCGGGCGUCGCCUGAAAUCCAAGGCAUGUACUCUCUCAGCCUCCCCGUCUCCGCCAUCCGUACAAAGAUACGCCAGGAGUUCGAACGUCACCGAUACGUGAACCAAUUACCCGUCGUCGAUGUAUUAUUGUUCCAGAGCCACAGCGAAUAUCAAGUACGUUUGGAGGUGUUUUUGUUGUUGUCGUAUUUAAAUGGAAUGUUCUCAAGGGACACGGGUGUGGAUUCUGAUUAUGACACCCCGGAAAUCGGCUAG
Molecule: messenger RNA, 450 nt
Organism: Paracoccidioides brasiliensis Pb18
Exons: 2
Coding region: 1-450 (149 amino acids)
Biological process (GO): response to oxidative stress
Source: RefSeq, a predicted model, not a curated record